This is a messenger RNA of Tarenaya hassleriana, 3283 nucleotides long. RefSeq names its product probable inactive leucine-rich repeat receptor-like protein kinase At3g03770. The transcript has 7 exons. Gene Ontology annotation, molecular function: protein kinase activity; protein binding; ATP binding. Lineage: Eukaryota; Viridiplantae; Streptophyta; Magnoliopsida; Brassicales; Cleomaceae. The record is from RefSeq and is a predicted model, not a curated record. Bases 748 to 3042 code for a protein of 764 amino acids. Gene Ontology annotation, biological process: protein phosphorylation.
AUUCUUUCUUUUUUCAUGUCUAAGAGAAUAUCAUUCUAUGUUCUAUAUUCGGUCUUAACAUAAAGAGACCGAAAGGUAUGUUUUGCCAUCCCUAGUAGUAGUGUCGAAGAAGGGUAGAUUGGUAAUCUAAGUUCAAAUUAAUAAACAAAAGAAGGGGGAACCUUGUGAGAGGCAGAGGAGUCCCAAAUUGCCGUCUUUGAUAAAGCAAAGCCAUUCAUGAAACCCUACCAGAUUAAAGAAACCAACUUUCAUCAAAUUGAUUGUUAUUCCAAGUGACAGAGACAAUAGUCUUUGAAAUAUCUACUUCUCUCUCCAUUAAUGCUUCGGCUUGUGGCCAUUAUUGCACUUAUCAGCUUCCCUGUCUUCGCUCUCGCUUCUGCGUAAAUGCGACAACAUCACACAGACAUUUCAUCCAUAAUUUCUGCACUUUCUCUCCUCUUGUCUCCCUUGUCUCUUAUUUUUAAGUGGCUUGCCUUCGCCCGGCAAAUGAUUUCGAGUGAACGCUUGGGAUCACGAGCUGGGUUUCUUUUCCUUGACUUCAGUUGACUUCCCCUUCUCCCCCCGAAGCUUUUCUCGGUAUGGAGGUUUCUGCUCACAAUGUCAGACGCUUUGGGAGACGACUCCUUGAUGGGUCUCUCUUUCUUUGACUUGAGUUUCCCGAAUCUUCUUCUUGCAGAACCUUCGGCAGGUAUUUUUCUUCAAGUUCCUUCUUUUUAAAUCGUGUCUGCUUCUAGGGCAUUUCCUGCAAUGGAACAUUUCAAGUUGUUGCCUUGGCUUCUUCUUCUGUGGCCCUUCUUCAUGCCCAGCACCCAUCAACUACAGAACUCCCAGACGCAGGUGUUGCUGCAGCUCAGGAAGCAUCUAGAAUUCCCUUCAGCUCUUCAAGCUUGGGAAAAUUACAGUGGAGACUUGUGUGAAAUCUCUGCAACGGCUCAUAUGGGCAUCUCGUGCCAAGGUAACUCUGUCACUGAGCUUAAAAUCAUGGGAGAUAAGCUCUUUAAGCCAUUCGAUAUGUUCCACGGCGCUGCAAUUCCAAACCACACUUUGUCUGAAACUUUCUCAAUUGAUUCUCUGGUCACCACUUUGACAAGGCUUACAAGCUUGAGGGUACUCAGCUUAGUCUAUCUGGGUAUCUACGGUGAGCUGCCACAGAAGAUUCAUCGGUUAUACUUUCUCGAAUUCUUAGAUUUAAGUUCAAACUACUUGUUUGGUUCUGUGCCUCCUGAGAUUUCCAAGUUGGUCAAGCUUCAAACUUUGGUUCUUGACGGGAAUUACUUCAGUGGUAGUGUUCCUGACUCGUUCGAUUCCUUAACCAAUCUCACGGUCCUUGGUUUGAAGAACAAUCGAUUCAAAGGCCCAUUCCCUUCUUCGAUAUGCAGAAUAGGAACGCUAACAAAUCUUGCGCUGUCGCGCAAUGAGAUAUCUGGUGAAUUACCUGAUCUGAGCAACUUAGAAAAUCUACACAUACUGGAUUUGAGAGAAAAUCGUUUGGAUUCUGAACUACCUUUGAUGCCAAAACUAUCGGUUACUGUUCUACUGAGCAAGAACUCAUUCUCUGGGGAAAUUCCUGGCCAUUUUGGAGAUUUAGAUCAGCUUCAGCAUCUUGACUUGUCAUUCAAUCAUCUGACUGGAACACCGCCCCCGUUCUUGUUCUCUUUGCCAAACAUCAGUUACUUGGACUUGGCAUCUAACAAGCUCAGUGGAAGGUUACCCAUGAAUCUAAACUGUGGAGGCAAACUCGGAUUUGUGGAUCUGUCGAACAAUGGAUUAAUUGGGUCUCUUCCCACUUGUUUAUCAAGUACUUCUGGUGAGCGAGUGGUUAAACUUGGUGGGAAUUGCUUGUCCAUCAAGGGUGAUCAAGAUCAGCAUCAAGAAUUCCUCUGUAGAAAGGCAGAAACAGAGAAUAAACAGUUAGGAGGUAGAAAAAUUGGGACUUUAGUAGCUGUACUCAGUGGAGCUAUUCUUAUUCUUGUGUUUUUUGCAACCGGAGUCCUUGUGUUAUGUCGAAAAAGGUGUUGCAGUUGUACAAGAGAAACACCAGUGCAGCAAACUCGGCCUAAGGCUGCAUUAGACAAUCCACGUACCGGGCUUUCCCCUGAAGUUCUUGCUAGUGCGAGGUUAAUCUCACAAACAACACAAUUAGGGGCUCAAGGUGCACCAGCAUGCCGCUCAUUUUCUUUUGAAGAGUUAAAGGAAGCCACAAACAAUUUCAAUUCAUCAGGUUUCUUGGGCGAAGGCUCCAUUGGGAAGCUGUACAGAGGAACGCUGGAAAAUGGAACCUCUGUAGCUAUCAGAUGUCUGGUUUUAUCAAAGAAAUAUUCAACUCAAAGCAUCAGAGCUCGGUUAGAUUGGCUCUCUAAGCUCAACCAUCCUCAUCUGGUGACCCUCUUGGGCCAUUGCAUUGAAACCAGUGAAGAACACUAUCAUGCAUCCUUCAAACUCUUCCUUGUAUACGAAUACAUGUCCAAUGGGAGCUAUCAUAAGCAUCUAUCAGAAUCAAACCCAGAGAAGAUUCUGACAUGGCCAGAUCGGCUGGGGAUUCUGAUAGAAGUAGCAAAGGCUGUACACUUCCUUCACACGGGUGUAAUGCCUGGUUCCUUCACCAAUCACCUCAGAACGAACAACAUCUUGCUCGAUCAGCACCGUAUUGCAAAGCUCAGUGACUAUGGAGUCUCUGUUAUCAUAGAAGAGAAUCAAAAGCUCGAGGCAAAGACGGAAACCCAGAAACCAAAGAAAAAGGGUAAAACAGAAGACGACGUGUACAACUUCGGGUUCAUACUGAUGGAAUCGCUAAUAGGAGAUGCGGGAAGUGGGAAAGGAGAGGCCUUUCUUCUGAAUGAAAUGAAGUCGUUUGGAAGCCAGAGAAUGGUGGUGGAUCCGACAGUGCUGACCACGAGCUCGGAAGAAGCGUUAGGGAGAGUGAUAUCAAUCACGAACAAGUGCCUUCUGACCGAUCCCUCCUCAAGGCCCUCCUUCGAAGACGUUCUCUGGAACCUCCACUACGCCGCCCAGCUCCAAGCUCACCUCGACCCCUCUUCCUGAUCUCUGCUUCUGCCGCUGUAAAUGUUAUAUCGUACACGUUUCCUUCUUCUUUAAGAAAGGCCAAAAGAGAGUGUCAUGAAAUAGUAAAAAAAAAAAUCAUUAGAACAGAUUAUAUCCAAAUCCAUGUUCAUUCAAACGCUAUCAUAUGUGUUUCUACUUCAGUCAUUUGCUUCGGAAUACAAAGACGAAGGCAAGUAGACGUAGAUCCUCAAACAAAGGCCUACAGAGGCCCAAUUACAAC